Solea senegalensis (Senegalese sole) is the source of this 601-nucleotide messenger RNA. Its product is annotated as prolyl-tRNA synthetase associated domain-containing protein 1-like. Gene Ontology annotation, molecular function: aminoacyl-tRNA deacylase activity. The transcript has 4 exons. Bases 42 to 551 code for a protein of 169 amino acids. Lineage: Eukaryota; Metazoa; Chordata; Actinopteri; Pleuronectiformes; Soleidae. The record is from RefSeq and is a predicted model, not a curated record.
GAGAAGAAGAGUCUUCUUCCUCUCUGUCUAAAAACAGAAAGAUGUCAGAGGAUCUGCGCGCGGAGCUGGAGACAUAUCUGCACGCUCUGAAAGUCCAGACCACGUGUGUCGACCACGCGCCGGUGUUUACAGUGGAGGAGAUGAUGCGCCAUCUACAGGACGUCAGAGGAGCUGUCACUAAAAACCUCUUCUUAAAGGACAAGAAGAAGAAAACGCUGUGGCUGGUUUCUACUCGUCAUGACAGACAGGUCAAUCUUAAUGUCCUGGCUAAAAAGCUCGGCGUUGGCAGUGGAAACCUGCGUUUUGCAGACGAGGCGACCAUGUUGGACAAACUGAAGGUGGGUCAGGGCUGUGCCACAGCGCUGGCUCUUCUCUUUGACAAGGAUCAGAGUGUGAAGUUUGUCUUAGAGAAGGAUUUGUUGGACGGAGGACAUGAGAUGGUUUACUUUCACCCGAUGACCAACAGCGCCACCAUGGGGAUCCGUCCAGAUGAUCUACUGCGCUUCCUGAAGGAGACAGGACACGAACCCAUCCUGGAGACGUUUGAGUAGAGAGACAUGAAAAUAAACGAUAAAAAUAAAUACAAAACAAACAUUUUAAA